Molecule: messenger RNA, 1887 nt
Organism: Medicago truncatula (barrel medic)
Lineage: Eukaryota; Viridiplantae; Streptophyta; Magnoliopsida; Fabales; Fabaceae
Product: B3 domain-containing transcription factor VRN1
Exons: 4
Coding region: 215-1516 (433 amino acids)
Molecular function (GO): DNA binding
Source: RefSeq, a predicted model, not a curated record
ACUUAAAAUUAGGUCAAGUUGAGAUUGUUUUUUUUUUUUUUGUUUGUUUAAUUUAAGGUUUAAGUUUUUUUGUUUGACUAAAAAGCUGAAUAGGGUUUGAGGAGAAGGUGAAGAAGAACCCAACACCUUAGAUCUGAGUAAUUCUUCCAAAGUUUUCAACUUUCAAUCAAAGCCUUCGAAGAUUAUGCUUUGAAUCUCUUCAAUUUCUCUCACAAUGCCUCCUCGUCCUUCUUUUCACAAGCUCAUUCUCCCUUCAUCCCUUCAAACUAGACAAUUGAGGAUUCCAGAUAAUUUUCUUAGGAAAUAUGGGGCCCAGCUUUCGACUAUUGCAACCCUCACUGUUCCUGAUGGCACUGUCUGGCGUCUAGGAUUGAAAAAGGUUGACAACCGAAUUUGGUUUGUCGAUGGCUGGCAAGAUUUUGUUCAACGUUACGCCAUUGGCAUUGGAUACUUUCUAGUAUUCACUUAUGAAGGAAAUUCAAAUUUCAUUGUUCAUAUCUUUAAUAUGAGUACUGCUGAGUUAAACUAUCAAUCAGCCAUGAGAAGCCGUACUGAAGGGCCUUGCUAUGCAAAUUAUCAUCCUAUUUUUGAAGACAUUGAAGAUAUCGACUCCUUUGAAUUCCUGGAUUCAUCACCUUCAAACCUUACUCCUGGUGCAUUGCAAGACAAGGUUUUUAGUGGAUCUUUGGAUCAACUGACACCAGCGAAGAAUCAUACUCCAUCAUUGCAGAAUUUGUUUAAUGGGGGGUCUAAACUCAACCACGUUAACUGGGGAGAUAUCGGUGGUACUCUUUCUUCAAAGAGUGCCAUUCAGUCAACCAGAGAUAUAGGUGUUCAGUUCAAUGCUAAUGAGUUUAAAAAGUCCACUGAAGGAUUGAAAUUGCGCUAUCCUAACGAGGAAGGGGUUAAUAAUACUGAUACUAAGAAAACAUCAAGAAAGAAGCGGAAAUCAGAUCCAAGUGCACAGGAAGCCACUGCUGAAAAUGACGAGGAGGCAGAGCGGUAUCGAUUCUAUGAAAGUGCGUCUGCAAGAAAAAGAACUGUGACAGCAGAAGAAAGAGAAAGGGCAAUUAAUGAGUCGAAGACAUUUGAACCAACUAAUCCAUUCUGUCGAGUUGUCCUGCGACCCUCCUAUUUAUAUAGGGGAUGUAUAAUGUAUUUGCCUUCCUGCUUUGCAGAAAAGAAUUUGAACGGUGUUUCAGGAUUCAUUAAGCUUCAGAUCUCCGAUGGGAGACAGUGGCCUGUUCGCUGCCUUUAUAAAGGAGGCCGGGCAAAGUUAAGCCAAGGAUGGUAUGAGUUUACAUUAGAGAACAAUUUAGGGGAAGGCGAUAUCUGUGUUUUCGAGCUGCUUAGAACCAGAGAGGUAGUCCUGCAAGUUACUUUGUUUCGUGUAAAAGAGGACGACUCAGGGUUAUUCAACCCUUCUACACUGCCGAGCCAAAAUGUGAGCCAUGCAAAAAUGUUGAAUCCUCACUUGCAGCACCGUGUUAGCUCAACCAAAUCAGCUAAAAAUUAGCAGGGAGAGAUAACUCCAGAUAGACAAUUACAAAACUGUGUCGAUUAGCUCUUAUUUCUGAGUGAUCCUGGUACUCUGGUUUAUUCAGUUUGGAACUUUGAUACUUUUUAUGUCCAUAGGCGUUUGAACUUAGUUAUGGUAGUUUUGAAUCUUUUAAUAUGGAUAUUUUGUUUUGACUUGGAUUGUAUAUAGACUGUGCAAUCUAUUCAAUCAUAAACUGAGUCAAAACGCUUGUCCUAGUGCCGUAUCUUGGGAUUAACUUGUUUUUUGUUUUGGUUUUGGUUUUGAAGUUUGUAGCUUCAUCUGCAUGAAUAUAAUGACUCAGUUACGGUGUGUUUUUUAUGUGAUUGCUGAUGACGAGUUUUUAUACA